CUGCCUUACCCAUCGACCUGAGCUGAUUAGGGGUGCUGUGUGAGGCGAUAGGGAGGUGCUCAUCAUAACCAACCACCACUCGCUACUACUGCUAGCUCCUCCCUCCCUCUCCUUCUACCUCUUUCUCUUUUGCUUCCUUGUGUGUUCCAAGAGGGAGAGAGAAAGAGAGGGGCGCAUGCUCCGGUUGCUAGCUUCAGUUCGAUCCGUGUAGCUCUGCUAGCUCCUUCUCGAUCGAUCACCCGACUUUCGGGAUUCAUUAUCAUCCGGUUGGUGCUUAUAUACUAUUGAUAUCGAUCGGUCGUCGGUGGUGCAGAAGAAGCCGGAGAGUCAGGUAGGCUACUGUCCAAGCUAAGGAGAGACUAUACUAGCAGUCACGCUGCCGCACAGCUGCGUGACUUGGACUGGCCAGUCGCAGUGUGACCGGCCGGUAGCUCGCUCUGCUAGCAGCAGUGGUGGACUGGUGGUGGUGGUGACCAAUCCACCAAUCAACUCGUGAGCUAGCUAGCUGAGAUCGAUCGAUACACAUGGCGGCCGCCCACCUGUUCGGACUCGGCGACGCGCAGAUGCAGCCGCCGCUGCCGCAGCAGGCGGCGCCUCCUCCUCCGGCAGCCGCGCCGGCGCCCAAGAAGAAGAGGAACCAGCCCGGUAACCCAAAUCCGGACGCUGAGGUGAUCGCGCUGUCCCCCAAGUCGCUGCUGGCGACGAACCGGUUCGUGUGCGAGGUGUGCAACAAGGGGUUCCAGCGGGAGCAGAACCUGCAGCUGCACCGGCGCGGGCACAACCUGCCGUGGAAGCUCAAGCAGAAGAACCCCAAGGAGACGCGGCGGCGGGUGUACCUCUGCCCGGAGCCGACGUGCGUCCACCACGACCCGUCGCGGGCGCUUGGCGACCUCACCGGCAUCAAGAAGCACUACUGCCGCAAGCACGGCGAGAAGAAGUGGAAGUGCGACAAGUGCAACAAGCGCUACGCCGUGCAGUCCGACUGGAAGGCGCACUCCAAGACCUGCGGCACCCGCGAGUACCGAUGCGACUGCGGCACCCUCUUCUCCAGGAGAGACAGCUUCAUCACCCACCGUGCGUUCUGCGACGCGAUGGCGCAGGAGAGUGCACGGGCGCCGCCGAUCGGCGCGGGCAUGUACGGCUCCGGCGGCAUGGCCCUCGGCCUCUCCGGGCUGGCCGCCUCUCAGCUGCAUUCCUUUCAAGACCAAGCCCACUCGUCGGCCGCCACCGCCAUCGGCGGCAAUCCGGCGGCGCAGUUCGAACACCUCAUGCCGUCCUCGGCCGGCUCCCCAGCGUUCCGCGGCGCGCAGCCAGCGUCGUCAUCCUCCUCGCCGUUCUACCUCGGCGGCGCCGAGGAUGGACACCAGAGCCAACCGGGACACACCUCUCUGCUCCACGGCAAGCCGGCCUUCCACGGCCUGAUGCAGCUGCCGGAGCAGCACGGCCAGCCGGGGAGCAACGGUCUCCUAAACCUGGGGUUCUUCUCGGGCGCGAGCAGCGGCCAGGACGCGCGCCUCGUCUUCCCGAACCAGUUCAACGGUGCCACAGGAGGGAACGGCCGCGGCGAUGGCAGCGAGCAUGGCAACAGCGGCGCCAACACCGGGUCCGCAGCCAUCUUCUCCGGGAACCUAAUGGGCAACCAAAUGGCAGGCGGCGGCGGCGGCUUCUCUUCAUCCUUGUACAACUCAACCGAGACCGUCGCGCCGCCGCAGAUGUCGGCGACGGCACUGUUACAGAAGGCCGCGCAGAUGGGCGCGACGACGAGCGGCGGCGGAGGCGGCAGCGUGAACUCUCUGCUCAGGGGGCUCGGUAGCGGCGGCGCCUUGAACGGGAGGCCAUCCGGUGCUGCUGGGUUCAUGGCCGGGGAGAGCUCGUCGUCGAGGAGCACUUCUCAGGCCGAGAACGAGAGCCAGUUCCGGGACCUGAUGAACUCGCUGGCGGCUUCCGGGAGCGGUGGCUUCCCCGGCAUGGACGACGGGAAGCUGAGCACGAGAGACUUCCUUGGCGUCAGCGGCGGCGUCGUGCGGAGCAUGGGCGGCGCGGCGGGGCUUCCGCUGCGGCACGGCGCCGCGGGCAUUGGCAUGGGCUCAUUGGACCCAGAAAUGAAGUAGGAGAUCAUCGAAUGGAAAGCAACCAAGGCAAGGCAAGACAUGCAUUGAUCAUUGGAGCCAUGCAUGGGCAUUGGCAUGGGCUCAUUGGACCCAGAAAUGAAGCAGGACAGCAUAGGGUUCAUGGAGUUGCAUUGGUUGGUGAAUGGUGAUGAAGAUGCUGAUGAGGCCAUCAACCAUCAUCAUCAGUGUUAUGAUGCUGCAUGGUGAAUAUAAAGGUGAUUUGCAUUAUCCAUGCAUCUGUGUUGUUCAAUGGUGAUGAAUUGGUGAUGGGAUGUAUUGUAGGGCAGUACGUGUAGUAGCUUCUGGAGAACAUGAAAUUCGACCAGCAAAUAAUAGCAGAAAAGGCCGGACCGUUUAAUUACAUUUCGUUAAAUGUCGGUGUCUAAUUAGUCAAUAGUUUUGGCUCUAAUAAGUUAAUAAUUUUGGCAGGGAUUUUGUACCGAUGGUACUAUUUAAUUUGAAUUUGGGUAUUUUUUGUCA
Molecule: messenger RNA, 2591 nt
Organism: Panicum virgatum (switchgrass)
Lineage: Eukaryota; Viridiplantae; Streptophyta; Magnoliopsida; Poales; Poaceae
Product: protein indeterminate-domain 5, chloroplastic-like
Exons: 4
Coding region: 525-2111 (528 amino acids)
Cellular component (GO): nucleus
Molecular function (GO): DNA-binding transcription factor activity
Source: RefSeq, a predicted model, not a curated record